Molecule: messenger RNA, 1139 nt
Organism: Spinacia oleracea (spinach)
Lineage: Eukaryota; Viridiplantae; Streptophyta; Magnoliopsida; Caryophyllales; Amaranthaceae
Exons: 4
Coding region: 276-848 (190 amino acids)
Source: RefSeq, a predicted model, not a curated record
GCAACAAUACAACAGAGCAAGCUCCCCCUUUGCCUUCCACGCGUAACUGCUCCCUUUGCCGCCCACCAUCGCUGGCCCUCACUGACCCUUUCUAACCCUCGCCGGACAUCCUUGCCGCCUCUUGCCGCCCAACAACUCCUCCAGCAGUGGUGGCUGCAACAGUAAGACUUAUGGAUUAAUGUUGAUAAUCUUCCACAAUCCCAGCAUCAAGAAAAGAUGACUAACCAUUUCCAACUGUGAAGUUGAGGAAGACUACAAGUUCUCUGCAAUUAUAAAUGAAGAUCUCUUCACAAUGGCCUGUUUUGCCUUCCCUACAACGAAGGUCGAUCUUCAUCCCGAGCAAACUCCAUUGCAGCAGCCUAAAGAAGAAGGACAAUCCACGACUUAAAACUGAUUGGAUACCAAUUUCUCUGUCACUAUUUGGUUCGGGCUUCUUCUUAGGUCCCCUCAUUGACGGUCUCCAUUCGCGGGUCAAUUUUGUUGUUUAUCAAAGUGGUUCAGUUCACAUUGGUCCUCUGCACACCAACAUUUGGGUUCCUUUUCUACUGGGAGUAUUCUACUGCACUGUUGGAAUACUGCAACUCUAUUUAGAUGAAAGAGCUUUCCCCAAUGGUACUAAAGAAGGAAGCUUUAAGAAAACAGUUGUCUCACUAAUAUCAUUGGUGGCUUUUAUCGAACUGAGUGCUGAGAUGUAUAGAUCAGGUGUGCCAGCCAAUGUAGAAGCCUAUGUGUUGUUUGCAGCAGCAGAAUUCAUAUGGUUUCUUGCUGAUAGGACAUGGUUCGGGUUUGCCCUUGCUUGCAUUAUAGGCACUGCUUGCCCACUAGCUGAGAUACCAAUAAUGAAGUAAGGCUACUACAACUUGUUAGCAUCUUUAACAAAAGUAUAUGGGAAUGUUUGGCAAUUGGCUGUUGACUCUUGGCGGGUGCUUAAAUUUCUCAUCAUCCAACUUGUUACAUUCAAUGGAAGAACUCGAGAUAUUAACAACUUUUCCCUGUUAUGAAAUGAAUGUAUAAUAUCAUGAAUUAAGCAACAUCAAUAAUCUACAAGAUGUACCAUGUAUCAUGUAUGUACAACAGAUUGUUUACAAAGAUGUAGUGAUGUAACUAACCACUUAUAUAGCAAACUGCAGACCUGAAAA